CCAACACCCUUCAUCUUCCCCUCAUUUAUCUCGCAUAAUAUUUGUCUAACUAUUUCUAAAAAAGUGAUUAGAUUUUGACAAACUUUGUCAAAUCCAACAUCAAAUCCAUUAUAUUUUGCCAAAUCCAACAUCAAACCAAAUUCAUUAUAGAGCAAAAAUCCCGAAAACACUCAUUUGCAUUCUUGUCUUCUUCUCCAACAAACCAAACCUUUAAAAUUCCCUUUUUCUCAUCUCCCACUGAUCAGUGCCACUUGUUUUGUUUCCUAAUCACACAAACCAUUAAAGCCACUCUCCUUCAUUAUCUCUAAAAUAUAAAUAAAUGCAGCUUCUACUUUCCAAAGCUUUCAUUUUUUUCCAUCCAAGAACUCUUUUUUCUUCGUGUUCUUUAACAACAAUGGCUACAUCCACUUCAAUUUCUCUUUCUCCAAAACCCCAUCUUAAGGGUAUCGUAUUUGACAUGGACGGAACCCUAACGGUCCCCGUUAUCGACUUUCAGGCCAUGUACAGGGCUGUUCUUGGUCAUGAUGAGUACCUUGCCGUAAAAUCCAAGAACCCUUCUGGCAUUGAUAUUUUGCACCACAUUGAAAGUUGGAGCCACGAUAAACAACUUCGGGCGUAUGAAGUUAUUGCUGAUUUUGAAAAACAGGGACUUGAUCGCCUUCAAAUUAUGCCUGGUGCUGCUGAACUUUGCAGUUUUCUUGAUUCUAGGAACAUUAGAAGGGGAUUAAUCACUAGAAAUGUCAAAGAUGCAGUUGACUUGUUUCAUGAACGCUUUGGAGUGAAAUUUUCUCCUGCACUGAGCAGGGAAUAUCGUCCUUACAAACCAGAUCCAGCUCCAUUGCUGCACAUUUGUUCAACUUGGGAAGUCCAAGCUAAUGAAGUAAUGAUGAUUGGGGACAGCCUUAAAGAUGAUGUUGCUUGUGGCAAACGAGCUGGAGCUUUUACUUGCCUGCUCGAUGAAACAGGAAGGUAUGAUGCUCCAGAAUAUAAAAACUUCGAACACCAACCAGACUAUAAGGUGUCUUCUCUUGUUGAGGUUCAGUCACUUUUAGAAAGAGAUUUUGAGCUGACAUCUUGAUUUUUGCAACUCUUUGGAACCCCUGCCUGGCUGAAGAGCGAGACAUGGUUUACCCUCGUAAGCCUCCAUAUAGCAUUCCUGCAUGCACAUUUCUUUUGGUUUCUGCCCGAUUAGAAUAAUUGGAUUGCAGCUUUGCUCAAGUGAGCGGGAAUCUUUGAGAUGGUGACCAGCCAUUUAUUUUUCAAGCCAAAAAUGGGGAAUAUAAGUUUUUGUUCGCUCUUGGUGGUGCAACUGGUGAUUUACAGAGACUAGUUUUUUAUCGACUAGCCAGGUUCGUUAGGGGUGACAUCGUCAUCUUGUCACCUCUAGCAACUUAGGUAGCACAGCUCUUCCGCGCAAUCACUCUCUUCUUCAAAUUCCAACGAUUUUUAUCAUAUUAGCUAAGAUUUGUUAGGAAUAUUUGUACUUGUUAAUGCAAAGAUUUUCUUUAUAUUUCAGAAAUGAGACCAAGCUGGUCUGAGAGUUGUUUGUGUAGCUUCCAUUUUAGAAUUCAUGCAGUAUUGUUUCUGAAA
This is a messenger RNA of Solanum dulcamara, 1590 nucleotides long. Its product is annotated as haloacid dehalogenase-like hydrolase domain-containing protein At2g33255. The transcript is spliced from 5 exons. The coding region runs from base 320 to 1078 and encodes 252 amino acids. The record is from RefSeq and is a predicted model, not a curated record. NCBI's taxonomy places the organism in Eukaryota, Viridiplantae, Streptophyta, Magnoliopsida, Solanales, Solanaceae.